This is a messenger RNA of Penicillium diatomitis, 3345 nucleotides long. RefSeq names its product cation-translocating P-type ATPase. Gene Ontology annotation, cellular component: membrane. The transcript has a single exon. Gene Ontology annotation, biological process: intracellular potassium ion homeostasis; potassium ion import across plasma membrane; proton transmembrane transport. NCBI's taxonomy places the organism in Eukaryota, Fungi, Ascomycota, Eurotiomycetes, Eurotiales, Aspergillaceae. The coding region runs from base 1 to 3345 and encodes 1114 amino acids. Gene Ontology annotation, molecular function: P-type sodium:potassium-exchanging transporter activity; ATP binding; ATP hydrolysis activity. The record is from RefSeq and is a predicted model, not a curated record.
AUGCGCAGGACCAUGUCGGGCGACAACGCCGACAUGGAGGUGGAGGCCACCGAGAAGGGCCGCGGUCAGUCGGAGCAGUUUGGAGUCAGCAUCAGUCAACGUGCCAUCUCCUUCGGACCUGAUGAGCGUGACUCGGCGCGACCUGGUCGAGUGAUGACCAGAGUUCGCCGUUCCAUCUCUCGCUCCCGAUCCCGUAGCCAGACUCGAAUAACCCGGUCCGCCUCCAACAAUGUCCCGAUUGAGUUCCAUCGCAUGAGCUUCCAAAUUGGCGAGUCCGAAGCCCGUGUGAAGUCUGACGAGGAUCUCAAGAAUGCUUCUGAGAAGAAGAAGGAGACCCCAGAGGAUGUCCUGUACUUUGAGAAUCUGGACUUCCACAAGCAGACCGUGGAUGAUCUUUGGAGUCUCCUGCAAAGCAACCCCCAGGGUCUUUCCGAUACCGAAUCGACUGAGCGUCUGGCCCGCAAUGGCAAGAACGUACUGCCCCACGUGAAGCCCAACUAUCUCUUCAAGGUCCUCAAAUACAUCUUCGGAGGCUUCUGUUCCGUCCUGUGGAUCGGUGUGAUCAUCUUCUUCAUCUGCUGGCGUCCUCUUGGUGACCCCGACCCGCAGGCCUACAACCUCGGUCUGGCUAUCCUCGUCUUGAUCGUCAUCUUUCUGCAGGCCGGUUUCUCGGCCUUUCAAGACUGGUCCACUGCUCGAACGAUGAAAGCCAUUCUGGACAUGGUCCCCACCGAAGCCACCGUCCUGCGGUCCGGCGAGCCCACCCGUAUCCCCUCCACUGACCUGGUCACCGGUGAUGUAGUCAAGCUCAGCAUGGGUAACAAAGUUCCCGCAGAUCUGCGUCUGAUUGCCACAUCUGGAGAUACUCGUUUUGAUCGGUCCAUGCUGACUGGAGAGGCGGAGGAGAUUGACGGUACCACCGACAUGACCGACAACAACUUCCUGGAGUCUCGCAAUGUGGCUCUGAUGGGUACAAUGGUCACCAACGGAAGUGCCAUGGGUAUCGUCGUAUUGACUGGCAAGCACAGCGUCAUGGGUCACAUCACGGUUUCAUCGACGGAUAUCAAGGAGGAGCCCACCCUCAUCCAAAAGGAAAUCACCCGUUUCGUCAAGAUCAUCGUCUGCUUGACCGUCUUCCUGGCCGCUUUGCUUCUUUUCUCCUGGGUCGGGUGGCUUCGUGUGAAGCACUUUGGAUUCAUGAAUGUGGUUGCCAUGCUAAACGAUGUCAUGGGCUGCGUGGUGGCCUUCAUCCCCGAAGGCAUGCCCGUGGGUGUGGCUCUCACCCUGAUGAAGAUCGCCUCACGAAUGAAGAAGAACAACAUCCUGCCCAAGGGACUUUCAACCGUGGAGACUUUGGGAUGCGUCAAUGUGAUCUGUUCCGACAAGACCGGCACUCUGACUGAAAACCGAAUGAGCGUGAUCACGACCACCUUUGCGGAUAAGACGUUCACUUCUCAGGAGUCAAUGACCGCCAUCCGCGAGCAACCAGCGGAGCCCCUCGUUCAUUUGCACCGAGCUGCUGCUCUUUGCAACGAUGCCGUCUUCGACCCCUCGACGAUUCAGAAACCGGUCAAUGAACGCAAGUUUCUCGGCAAUCCCACCGACGGUGCCGUUCUCCAGUUUGCUGAAGAGGUUCAUCCAGGAUACCUCCAAAGCACGAGCGAGUCAUACCAACGAGUCUUCAGCAUUCCUUUCAACUCCAAGAACAAGUGGAUGCUCACUCUCCACAAGACUCCCAUCACCGAGGGGAACCCUGAUGAGCACCUGCUUCUAAUGAAGGGCGCCUCUGAUAUUCUGAUGCCGCUCUGUACCUCGUACUGGUCUUUCGCUGACAACGCUGUUCGUCCUCUGACCUCGGAAGCAAUCAAUCAGCUUACCGCUGUUCAGGAGAGAAUGUCCCGGGCGGCACAGCGUGUGAUUCUCCUCUGUGAGCGGUCCUACACUCCCACUGAAACUCUUGGUACUGCUGCAUUCGGCGAGGAGGUCCAGGCCAAGGGUCUCGCUGAUCUCACCCUGGUUGGCAUGUUUGGUAUUAUUGACCCUCCCCGCAAAGAAGCUGCUGCCACGGUUGCCGCGUGCCGACGUGCCGGAGCUCGGUUCUUCAUGGUCACCGGCGACCUUGGUCUGACCGGCGCUGCCAUUGCCCGUGAAAUAGGUAUUUUCACCGGAACGGCGGAGCCCGACACCUUCGAGACCAUCAUGGCCCGUCGUGGAAUCAACAACAGCCGAUCUACCUUGGAUAGCAUGGGCCUUGAGCUCGGUUGGUCGCAGACCAGCCUGCUUCUCGAGGGUCCUUCCAUCAACAAGCUAAUCGACGAGGACUGGGAUGUCAUUUGUGGAUACCAGGAAAUUGUGUUUGGUCGAACCAUGCCAGACCAGAAGCUGCGCAUUGUCAACGAGCUUCGUGCGCGUGACAACGUUGUGGCUGUCACUGGUGAUGGUGUCAACGAUGCCCCUGCCCUUCGCGCCGCCGAUGUGGGUGUUGCGGUUGUUUCCGGAAGCGAUGUUGCGCUCGAAGCCGCGGAUCUGAUUUUGAUGGACAAGUUUGAUUCCAUCGUCGAGGCUAUCCGUCUCGGACGUUUGGUGUUCCAGAACCUUCAGAAGGUUAUUAGUUAUCUCCUCCCCGCAGGAUCCUGGUCAGAAAUCUGGCCUGUGCUCCUCAACGUCUUCUUUGGCGUGCCCUUGCCCCUGUCUUCCUUCCUGAUGAUCAUCAUCUGUGUGUUUACCGAUCUCCUGUGCUCGCUGUCCCUCAUCUGGGAAAAGGAAGAAUUCGAUCUCAUGACUCUGCCGCCACGAAACCACAAGAAGGAUCAUCUGAUCAAUCUGAAGGUGUACAUCCAGAGCUACCUUUUCAUGGGCGUCAUGCAGACUGUGUCGGCUCACUCCAUGUACUUCCUCUACUACUGGAAGUACGCUGGAAUCCCCGCCAGUGCCAUGUUCUUUGCCUUUGAAAAGUACAGCGACGGGUUCUAUGGCUACACGCAAGAUGAGCUGACCCACUUCAACACUGUCGGCCAGGGCGUGUACUUUGUGUGCCUGCUAAUCAUGCAAUGGGGCAACAUUCUCAGUGUGCGCAACAAGCGACUGUCCAUUCUGCAAGCUGACCCCAUCCGCAAGCAGCGGCGUAACGCCUGGCUGCUCGGAGGCAUGUUGCUCAGUCUAGGGAUCGGCAUCUUCGUCACUGAGCUCCCCGGCGUUCAGCACAUCUUCGGCACCGCCUCGGUUCCCAUUGAGUUCUGGCUCCUGCCGCUGCCGUUGGCUUUGGGUGUGCUGUGCAUGGAUGAGCUGCGCAAGCUGACCGUGCGUGUGUGGCCGAAGGGAAUCACGGCCCGCUUGGCGUGGUAG